This is a messenger RNA of Parnassius apollo (apollo), 432 nucleotides long. The record is from the annotation of a GenBank genome assembly. NCBI's taxonomy places the organism in Eukaryota, Metazoa, Arthropoda, Insecta, Lepidoptera, Papilionidae.
AUGCCACAUGUCAUUAUAGGAGACCAAGCGUUUCCAUUAAAACCAUAUUUAAUGAGACCAUACAGUAAAGAAGCUGUUUCUAAUAACGCAAAUAAAAAGAAUUUCAAUUAUAGAUUAUCACGUGCAAGGAGGACAGUCGAAAACGCAUUUGGAAUUUUGGCAGCAAGAUGGCGGAUAUUCCAUACAGAUAUUGAAGUGCAACCAGAAAUUGUCGAUAACAUCAUUUUAUGCUGUUGUUGCUUACACAACAUGCUACGGAACGACGAAGACGACAACAUCUUUUUGCAAGAUCUACCAAAUGGUGUACCAGAUAACUUUAUAUCAUUUGAAGGUAUACGUAAUAAUUCUACUCGAGCAGCAUUUGUUAUUCGAGACAAGUUUUGUGAUUACUUUAGUUCCGAAAAUGGAAGUUUGCCUUGGGAAAAUCAAUAA